Molecule: messenger RNA, 951 nt
Organism: Drosophila kikkawai
Lineage: Eukaryota; Metazoa; Arthropoda; Insecta; Diptera; Drosophilidae
Source: RefSeq, a predicted model, not a curated record
GGGUAACUGAAAAUUUUCAGUACUCAGUUCGCUUCGGAGCUGGUUAGUCGUUUUUCGCAUCCAGUAUUUCCAUUCAAAAUUAACCGAACAAAAUUUCCGGCCUAAAUUUUCAGUUUCGGUCAAGAGCAACCAAUUUCACUAAAACAGAAUGGUAUUUAAAUUGACUUUGGCUCACGGACUGUUCCGCUCUCCGCGCAUUCACAGUGUCGUGGGCAGGUGUGUUCGUUACAAGUCUGGUUGCCAGAAGAAGGGUGAGGACAAAUGUCCCAAGAAAUUCGCAAAGUUCCCUUGCGGUAAGCCCGAGUUAAUAGUGACAAAGAAGGAAGAAAAGAAAAAGGUGACCAAGGAGCCAUCCAUGUGGCUGAACCCAUUCUGUGAGCCAGACGAUCUUCACUGCCCAUUUAACCCGCGCUUCGACGACAUCUACUAUGUGGAGUCUGACAAGGCCAAGCGGAAAUACUGGCAGACUUGGGUGGCCUGCCCGCCCAUCCAGAUAAAGCCGAAGAAGAUCUGCUGCUACGCGAAGGCCAAGCCAGCGCCGACCAAACGACGAAAGCCCUCCGCAAAGCCCUUAACUGCCUGCCCACAGCCAUGCCCACCAAAGAGUGAAGGUGACUGUCCCAAACUCGCCCGGCGCUGUCAUCGAGAUGGCCGUAGACCGCCCACCUGCAAGCCUGGUCGUGGGCCCUCUGACUGUGUAAAGCCUCUGGCUCCCUAUCCUUCGUACUCCGAGUGCAAUCACCCCGAGAUCAGACCCCCUCCCGCUGUAGAGUGCUUUUGCCUGAAAACGCCUAUGCUCUGCGAAGUUUGGGAGCGAUACCGGCAAGAGGCAGCCCGAAAGCUUAGGAAGUGAUCUGCGCAGUAGCCACAAUAUAUAAAAAAAAUUUAACAUUUAUUGUUUUCGGUAAAUAAAGCGAUUCCGAGUGCUUGCCAUAGUCCAAUCAAAAAGGA